AUGGUCGACAUAAAUCCCGCGGCCCUCAGUCGGCCAUCCGUCAACAUCUCGACUCCUAUUCUAGCUACCAAAUCCAUCAAUGUUUCCGUUCCUCCAUUACAAAAACCAAAGACAAGCCAACUCAUCCCGGCCCGCAUCGACCUCGAACCUAUAUAUACUGCUCUCAGGGCAAACAUUGGUCUAGAACAAUGGACGGUCUACAAGGAAGCCGUUGGCAACUUUCUGCUUGGUCGCCUCAACCAAGCCGAGCUCAGCGCGCGCAUCGACCCAAUAUUGGCCUCUCCCGAUGGUACCAAAGAGCACCUUCAUAACCAGCUCAUCGCUGCUAUAUACGGAAAUGUCACUCGAGAAAUGCCUGACCAGGGCCUUGCGCCUUGGGUCAGCGCAAACGAUAAACCCUCAACCAACACGUCGAACAAGCCAGUGUCGGGUGAUGCCGCCGAAAGACGGUUGAAGGGAGAGGUCAUGCAACUUCCCAGCAGGGACAGAAGACGUAUCAAAGACCUCGCCCACAACGACUUCGACCCCUACGAGUCACUCUCUAGCGUGUUCAUUGACCACUCCAGAAACAAGUCUAUCAAGACUGCCGAGGUACCAGCAAGUGCCGCAGGAGGUCUCAGCCGGAUGAACUACGAUCUAGAAAUCAGGAAACGAUAUGCACAGCCGCUGGCCGUCGAGUCCGGAGAGUUCCCCGAUGUCAGCAACAUCGAGGCCAAAAUGCUUCCCAUAUGCUACGAGGCCGGCCUCUCGGGCGGACACGCGCCAGAAGCCGCCCAGUUCAUGUCGAUAGCCACGGAAACGUUCAUCAAGCAGGUCAUGUCCUCGAUAUUCAGCCGAACGAGGAGUAACGGCCCCGGAGACUCUGGUAACGCCGGUUUCGGAGCGGGUAACGCUUGGAUUCAAACACACAAGUACCGACGCAAGUUGCAGAAGGAAGAAGAGGCUUUUCAGAGGGGCGAGGUAACACGCGAUAAGAGCGGCCUGUUGCCCGUGGAAGCUAAAGCCGCCAGCGAGCGUGGGCCUCUAGGCAUGGCGGAUUUCCGCAUAGCGCUGGAGAUGGGUGACUGCGGACUAGCCAACUUUCCCAUUGUCGCCAAGUCGGUCAUCUACGAUUACCGGGAAGGGGAGCUCGAAAACUGGGACGAUCACACGUACAUUGACGGGCGGGAAGUACGACCGACUAGCGACGGAGAUGUGGAGAUGGGUGGAAUGGCGGCCAACGGCAAACCAGAUGGGCCAUUACCCAAUGGCGUCAAUCACGAGGAUGCUAUGGAACUUGACAACGACGAUGAUGAUAUGCCUUGGGAAGGCGCAGGCUCGGAGGACGGGGACUUUCUCAACAGCGUUUUGGAUACAUGCCUCGCCGUGGGCUAA
Molecule: messenger RNA, 1374 nt
Organism: Neurospora tetrasperma FGSC 2508
Lineage: Eukaryota; Fungi; Ascomycota; Sordariomycetes; Sordariales; Sordariaceae
Exons: 4
Coding region: 1-1374 (457 amino acids)
Biological process (GO): regulation of transcription by RNA polymerase II
Cellular component (GO): SAGA complex
Molecular function (GO): transcription coactivator activity
Source: RefSeq, a predicted model, not a curated record